AUGUCUGAAUCUCCAGAAACAGUCGUCAUUGUCGGAGCUGGCAUCGUCGGCUCCGCCUUGGCGUACUUCUUGUCUCAGUCCCCCACACGUCGCAACAUCAAAAUCAUCGAUCGUUCCUUCAGUCCCCUUCUCGGAUCAACUGGCCAUGCGCCUGGCUUUGUUGGCCAGUUCAACGAGUCCGAGGUCCUCUCCAAGCUCGCUAUUGAUACUGUGGCAGAGUACACCAAGAUCCCCGGUGGCUUCGACACUGUGGGCGGACUAGAGGUGGCCUUUGAGUCUGAUGGAAUUGAACGGCUCAGGUCUAGAUGCGUAGAUGCUGUAAAACUGGGUCUUUCUGCCGAGAUGCUGAGCAUCGAAGAAGCACACAAGCUCGCGCCGGAGCUAGUCAACGAGACAGGACCAGGCACGGCAGUCUUGUUUUCCAGUGACGGCACCGCAAAUGCUGGCAGAAUCACUUCAUUCUAUCAAGAGGAGGCAAAAGAUUCGGGAGUGGAAUUUGUAUCAGGCGAAGUGAAGAAGCUUGUCAUUUCCAAAGGUCGCGUCACCGGCAUUGAGCUUGGCCAAGACUCGGCUGGGAGACUGAACGCUGACAAGGUCAUUCUCACUACCGGCAUCUGGGCCCAAGACCUUGACAAAGACCUCGAUUUUCCAGUACCAGUCAUUCCCGUCGGACAUCCAUACAUUUACGGCAAGACAAGAGCCAAGAACUCUCGAAAACUCCCAUUCGUUAGAUGGCCAGAGCAUCACGUCUACGCCAGAGAUCAUGGCGAAAGAUACGGCAUCGGCAGCUAUCAUCACGAACCGGUCAAGUGCAAGGCAACCAACAACACUGCCAUCGGAGAGUGGAUCCAGGACUUUAAGCAGCCAUUGAAGUUCGCCACAGGUCUGCUUCCGCCCGCCGCCACCGAGGAGUUCAAGGACGGGGAGAGCUUUAACGGAAUCUUUUCCAUGACGCCAGAUAACAUGCCGUUGGUGGGAAAAGUGAAUUCUCUGCCGGGCCUGCACAUGGGAGUUGCCAUCUGGGUUACGCAGGCUGCUGGUACAGCAAAGUUCUUGGCAAGGUUGAUUGAUGGGUUGGAAGUUGAUCAGCAGACCAAGGAGGCUCUCGACCCAGAGAGGUUCAGAGGUCAAGAUUUUGCUGCGCUGGAGAAACAGUCUCUUCAAGGGUACAACAAUAUCUACAAGACGGUUGGGAAGUAA
This is a messenger RNA of Fusarium vanettenii 77-13-4, 1200 nucleotides long. RefSeq lists its product as uncharacterized. Gene Ontology annotation, cellular component: cytoplasm. NCBI's taxonomy places the organism in Eukaryota, Fungi, Ascomycota, Sordariomycetes, Hypocreales, Nectriaceae. Bases 1 to 1200 code for a protein of 399 amino acids. Gene Ontology annotation, molecular function: oxidoreductase activity. The transcript has a single exon. The record is from RefSeq and is a predicted model, not a curated record.